Spinacia oleracea (spinach) is the source of this 1799-nucleotide messenger RNA. Its product is annotated as probable tRNA N6-adenosine threonylcarbamoyltransferase, mitochondrial. Gene Ontology annotation, biological process: tRNA threonylcarbamoyladenosine modification. NCBI's taxonomy places the organism in Eukaryota, Viridiplantae, Streptophyta, Magnoliopsida, Caryophyllales, Amaranthaceae. The record is from RefSeq and is a predicted model, not a curated record. The coding region runs from base 79 to 1488 and encodes 469 amino acids. The transcript has 14 exons. Gene Ontology annotation, cellular component: mitochondrion.
GCUUUAUACGAACACAGCCCUGGCUAUGCCCCUAUCUGUCUCUCUUUAUCUCUCCUCUGAAGCAAGCAUUGUAUAAAAAUGGUGGGAAUGGCGGGAAGCCUUUCUAACACGAUAUUACUACAUCGCUUCAAAUUCCUGCUUCCCUUCUCCUCCCUUCACACCAAACUUAUUACACUCUCCUCAAAACAUAAACUUGGAAAAUCCCAAUUCCAAUUCAUUCGCACCCAAUUAUCCGCUAAUUAUUCUACUACCCAAUUCAAUUCUCACAAAACUCAAAUACCAAACAUGCAAAAUGGGGAUGAUUUGAUUAUUUUAGGGAUUGAAACUAGCUGUGAUGACACCGCUGCUGCUGUUGUGAGAGGCAAUGGCGAAAUUCUUAGUCAAGUUGUGUCAUCUCAGGCAGAUCUGCUUGUCCAGUAUGGAGGAGUUGCCCCAAAAAUGGCCGAAGAGGCUCAUUCAAGGGUCAUUAAUCAGGUAACACAAUCAGCACUUGAUAAAGCAAACUUAACGGCUAAAGAUCUUUCUGCAGUCGCAGUUACUAUUGGUCCUGGAUUAGGUCUUUGCCUACGUGUUGGUGUCCGUAAAGCUCGAGAAAUUGCUGGUAGCUUUCAGCUGCCUAUCAUUGGUGUGCAUCAUAUGGAGGCUCAUACUUUAGUGGCAAGGUUGACAGACAGAAAUCUACAGUUUCCUUUCGUGGCCCUGCUCAUUUCAGGCGGACACAAUCUUCUGAUUCUUGCACGUGACCUGGGCCAUUACAUACAACUUGGGACGAGUAUUGACGACGCAAUUGGUGAAGCAUAUGACAAGACAGCAAAGUGGCUUGGCCUUGAUAUGAGGAGGAGUGGUGGUCCUGCUGUAGAGGAGCUCGCUCGAGAGGGUGAUCCUAAGUCUAUAAGAUUCAAAACUCCAAUGCUACAUCACAAGGAUUGCAACUUUUCCUAUGCUGGUCUGAAGACUCAAGUGAAGCUGGCAAUCGGAUCAAAAGACAUCGAUGCGGAAAUUCCACUUUCUUCAGCAAGUAGUCAUGACAGAAGGUCUAGGGCUGACAUUGCUGCUUCUUUCCAGCGAGUUGCAGUGUUACAUUUGGAGGAAAGAUGUGAAAGAGCUAUUGAAUGGGCAUUGAAAAUGGAGCCAUCAAUAAAAUAUUUCGUUGUCUCCGGUGGCGUUGCGUCAAAUCUAUAUGUGAGAGCAAGACUAGAUCAAAUUGCCAAGAACAAAGGCGUGCAGCUUGUUUGUCCUCCACCCAGCCUUUGCACUGACAAUGGUGUUAUGGUUGCUUGGACCGGCAUUGAACACUUUCAAAUGGGAAGAUUUGAUCCACCACCACCUGCUGAUGAACCCGAAGAUACAGUGCAUGAUAUCCGACCUAGAUGGCCACUGGGGGAAGAAUAUGCCGAGGGAAGAAGUGAGGCGCGCUCCAUGAGGAAAGCCAGGAUACAUCCAUCUCUCACAUCUCUCAUCCAAGGCUCCGCCCAGCCACUCUCGUAGCAUCCAGCAAUAUAUCCCAGUUUCUUCAUCAGGAUUGCAAGAAUUUGAGCUUCAGAGUACAGAGUACAGGAGUCAUCCCUAACCAUUCUGGCUGAGAGUUCAGAAUUGCACCUGGGAUUUUAUUGAACAGCUAAUUGUGAUUAUCUGAUUAUUACUUAUUACAGGAUUUACAGCAUAGAACAAUAGGACAUGAUUGUUAUUUCAUUAUUUAUCUCUGGCUUCUCCGCAAUGUAGAAUUUUGUUAUUCCUAUAUUUUUGUAUUAUCAUGCACAAUAUGAUUGUUGAAGAUGAGCGAGAUGGAUAUUACGAUG